Dermatophagoides pteronyssinus (European house dust mite) is the source of this 3516-nucleotide messenger RNA. It is a transcript of the gene ATPCL, whose product is annotated as ATP-citrate synthase. The record is from RefSeq and is a predicted model, not a curated record. Gene Ontology annotation, biological process: acetyl-CoA biosynthetic process; fatty acid biosynthetic process; citrate metabolic process. Gene Ontology annotation, cellular component: cytosol. Lineage: Eukaryota; Metazoa; Arthropoda; Arachnida; Sarcoptiformes; Pyroglyphidae. Gene Ontology annotation, molecular function: ATP citrate synthase activity.
GUGUGAAAUAUUUUUUUCUUGUUUCAUUUUUCAAUUUUCUCAUCGCAAUCAAAAAAAAGCAAACAAACCAGACCACCAAAGAACAAAAAAUAAAAUAAAUUAAAUUUAAAAAAAAAUGUCAGCAAAAGCUAUAUGUGAAGCAACCGGUAAAGAUUUACUUAAUCGUUUUCUGAAUUCUACGGCCAUUACAUCACGUUUUAUAUCGGUGAAUGAGAAUGCAAAUCUUAAAGAUUUGGCCGUGCAAAAUGCAUGGCUUAAAAUGGAGAAAUUAGUCAUCAAACCUGAUCAAUUAAUAAAACGUCGUGGUAAACUUGGCCUAGUUAAAGUAGGCACCGAUCUUAAUGGUUGUAAAGAAUUUCUUAAUAAACAUAUGUGCAAAGAUAUUCAGAUUGGUUCAUCAGUUGGUAAACUUCGAAAUUUUAUUAUCGAACCAUUUGUUCCACAUACACCGGAAGAAGAAGCAUAUGUUUGCAUUUAUUCAUAUCGUAAUGCUGAUGUUAUACUUUUUCAUCAUCUUGGUGGUGUUGAUAUUGGUGAUGUUGAUUCAAAAGCAUUAAAAUAUGAAAUUCCAAUCGAUGGAUCGAUUGAUGAAAAAGAAGUUUAUGAUAAAUUAUUAAUUAAUAUGCCAUUGGAAAAACGUGAAUUGGUUACAAAAUUUAUUGUCGAUCUAUAUCGAGUAUAUGUACAAUUAUAUUUUACUUAUCUGGAAAUUAAUCCAUUAGUGAUUACCAAGGAUUCCAUUUAUAUUAUUGAUUUAGCGGCCAAACUUGAUGCAACGGCUGAAUAUCUUUGUAAACAAAAAUGGGGUGAAAUUGCAUUUCCACCACCAUUUGGACGUGAUGCAUUCCCUGAAGAAGCUUAUAUUGCUGAUCUUGAUUCAAAAUCUGGUGCCAGUCUAAAAUUGACCAUAUUGAAUAAAAAAGGUCGUAUUUGGACAAUGGUUGCUGGUGGUGGUGCUUCAGUCAUUUAUGCCGAUACUAUUUGUGAACUUGGUGGUGCAUCAGAAUUAGCCAAUUAUGGUGAAUAUUCUGGUGCUCCUUCCGAACAACAAACAUAUGAAUAUGCAAAAACAAUUUUAUCAUUGAUGACCAAAGAACGACAUCCAGAAGGCAAAAUAUUACUUAUUGGUGGUGGUAUUGCUAAUUUUACUAAUGUUGCUGCCACAUUUAAAGGAAUUGUCAAAGCAUUGAGAGAAUUUCAAACCAAAUUAAUCGAACAUAAUGUAUCAAUUUUUGUACGUCGUGCUGGGCCAAAUUAUCAGGAAGGUUUACGUGUGAUGCGUGAAACUGGUAACACAUUAGGUGUACCUGUACAUGUUUUCGGUCCAGAAACACAUAUGACUGCCAUUGUAGCAAUGGCAUUGAAACGAAAAGAAAUUCCUAAACUGCCUGAAACAAAAUUGACAACAGCAAAUUUUUUGCUACCAAGCCAUAUGGGUGCCGAUGCUUUUUCACCUGGCUUUAACGGUGGUGGAGGUAUGACAUCACCAUCAAUUAAUAGUAGUUUUUCACCUGUAUUUUCACCACCACCAAUCUCAUCACAAACAACAAAAUUUACUCGUCCAUUAUUUACAUCACGUACACGUGCAAUUGUUUGGGGAAUGCAAAGCCGAGCCGUACAAUCGAUGCUUGAUUUUGAUUUUGCCUGUUCACGUAAAGAAUGGUCAGUUGUAGCAAUGAUUUAUCCAUUUUCCGGUGAUCAUAGACAAAAAUUUUAUUGGGGUCAUAAAGAAAUUCUAAUUCCAGUUUAUAAAAAUAUGUCCGAUGCUAUGAAUAAACAUCCACAAGCAGAUGUAUUGAUAAGUUUUGCAUCAUUACGUUCAGCAUAUGAUUCAACAUUGGAAACAUUGAAAUUUCCACAAAUUCGUACUAUAGCUAUAAUUGCUGAAGGAAUACCGGAAAAUCUUACACGUAAAAUGAUUAAAUUGGCUCGUUCAAAAGGUGUAACAGUAAUUGGACCGGCAACUGUUGGCGGUAUUAAACCCGGUUGUUUCAAGAUCGGUAAUACUGGCGGUAUGAUGGAUAAUUUAUUGAGUUCAAAACUUCAUAGACCUGGUUCGGUUGCAUAUGUUUCUCGAUCAGGUGGAAUGUCAAAUGAAUUGAAUAAUAUUAUUUCACGAUCAACAAAUGGUGUUUAUGAAGGUAUUGCUAUUGGUGGUGAUCGUUAUCCUGGUACAACAUUUUUGGAUCAUUUAUUACGUUAUGAAGCUGAUCCAGAAGUCAAAAUGAUGGUAUUACUUGGUGAAGUUGGUGGUGUUGAAGAAUAUGAUGUUUGUGAUGCAAUAAAAGAUCGUCGAUUGACAAAACCAUUGAUUGCAUGGUGUAUUGGAACAUGUGCCAGUAUGUUCAAUUCGGAAGUACAAUUUGGACAUGCCGGUGCUUGUGCUAAUUCGGAUCAUGAAACAGCUGUGGCUAAAAAUAAAGCAUUACGUGAACAUGGUGCACAUGUACCGAAUACAUUCGAUGAACUUGGUAAUGUUAUUAAUCAAGUUUAUCAACAAUUGGUUGAAGCACAGAUUAUUGUUCCUAAAGAAGAAGUUGCUCCACCAACCGUUCCAAUGGAUUAUGAUUGGGCACGUGAAUUAGGUAUUAUUCGUAAACCUGCUUCAUUUAUGACAACCAUUUGUGAUGAACGUGGAAAUGAAUUAACAUAUGCUGGCAUACCGAUUACACGUGUGAUUAAAGAAGAAUUAGGUAUUGGUGGUACAUUAUCAUUGUUAUGGUUUCAACGACGUUUGCCUACUUAUGCUACAAAAUUUUUCGAAAUGGUUCUUAUGGUAACUGCUGAUCAUGGACCAGCCGUAUCUGGUGCCCAUAAUACAAUUGUAUGUGCUCGUGCUGGUAAAGAUCUUGUUUCAUCAUUGGUUUCUGGUCUUUUGACUAUUGGUGAAAGAUUUGGUGGUGCAUUGGAUGGUGCUGCACGACAAUUUAGCCAAGCAUAUGAUUCGAAUAUAAUUCCUAUGGAAUUUGUUAAUCAAAUGCGUAAAAAAGGUGAACUUAUAAUGGGCAUCGGUCAUAGAGUCAAAUCUAUUAAUAAUCCUGAUAUGAGAGUUAAAUUAAUGAAAGAUUAUGUUAAACAAACAUUUCCAUUGACACCAGUAUUGGAUUAUGCACUUGAAGUGGAAAAAGUAACCACAUCAAAGAAACCUAAUCUAAUUCUUAAUGUUGAUGGUAUUGUUGCCGUAUCGGUUGUUGAUCUUCUUCGUAAUAGUGGCUGUUUUACACGUGAAGAAGCACAAGAAUAUUUGGAUAUUGGUGUAUUGAAUGGACUUUUUGUUCUUGGACGAACUAUCGGUUUUAUUGGACAUUAUUUGGAUCAAAAACGAUUGAAACAAGGAUUAUAUCGUCAUCCAUGGGAUGAUAUAUCAUAUAUUCUACCCGAACAAAGUAGUAGUAGCAAUUCGAUACAAUAAAUAAAUGAACAAAAUGAAUUCCUGAAUUCGAUUAGUCAAAAAUUUUGUCAAUCGGUGGUGUCAAUCUGUCUAUCUCAAAUGUCUUUUAAAACAAACAAUAUUUA